UCAUUUUUAUUUUAUGCACGAUACAAUGCACAGGCUAAAGCAACAAGCUGCAAAGAGGCCAUCCAACGAUGGGAAGAGAAAACGGGCUUAACAGCCAGUGAACAGACAGAAAUCAGUUUGUCUUUUCAGUGGCCUCCUAUUGAGAAAAUGGAUAACAACUUGGCAGCGUUAACGGCCGUACAGAAAUUAUCGCUUUCCACGAACAUGAUAGAGAAGAUCAGUGGUAUUAAUUCCUUGAAGAAUUUGAGGAUUUUAUCUUUGGGUAGAAACAAUAUUAAAACAUUCUCUGGUCUGGAAGCAGUAGGGGAACAUUUAGAAGAGCUAUGGAUAUCUUACAAUCAGAUUGAGAAGAUAAAGGGUGUCAAUGUCCUUAAGGCCCUCAAAGUACUUUAUAUGUCUAACAAUUUGGUGAAAGACUGGGCUGAAUUCAAUCGCUUGCAAGAAAUACCCCAUCUUGAGGACCUAUUGUUCAUUAACAAUCCUAUCUGCGAAAAUAUGGACAUGGAGUUUUGGAGAAGUCAAGCCACUAAAAGGCUUCCCAAAUUAAAAAAACUAGACGCUAUACCGAUCGUUUAAAUAUUUGCGAAU
This is a messenger RNA of Dufourea novaeangliae, 588 nucleotides long. RefSeq names its product dynein light chain 1, axonemal-like. The annotation marks the transcript as partial. The transcript has 2 exons. The record is from RefSeq and is a predicted model, not a curated record. Gene Ontology annotation, molecular function: protein kinase binding. NCBI's taxonomy places the organism in Eukaryota, Metazoa, Arthropoda, Insecta, Hymenoptera, Halictidae. Gene Ontology annotation, cellular component: cytoplasm.